AUGGCUUCAUCCAUCGCCUCGCAGUUGCAAGCUAUCAAAUCCUUUGUCCAGGCCGACUCGGAGCCGCUUAAGAGGCCUUUUACUCGACCUUCGAUUCUGUUUGACCCCAAAGAAGCUGCCGACAUUGAUGUGGACACUAUAUUCAGCAUUGCCUUACAAGGGCUGGAGGUUCUUAUAAGCUUGGAUGAACGUUUCAGAAAUUAUAAGAAUAAUUUAUUUAGUUAUAAGAGUAGAGAGCAGGAUAGAGAGUUGAUGAGUGAAGAGGAGAAUAAACGGAUUAAUGCGACAAUUAGUUCGUUCCUGAGGCUGAUUUCAGGGCACUUUCAACAACCUUCGUCGCUUAAGACUUUAGAGUACUUGAUUCGCAGAUACAAGAUUCACGUGCAUAAUGUUGAAGACUUGGUUCUUUGCUCCUUGCCAUUCCAUGACACUCAUGCAUUUGUUCGAAUUGUGCAGCUGCUUGUUUUGGGGAAUACUAAAUGGAAAUUUCUGGAAGGUGUGAAAUUGUCGGGUGCCCCACCACCAAGGAAGGUUAUAGUGCAACAAUGUGUCCGUGAUCGUGGCGUUUUGGAAGUUAUAUGCAAUUAUGCUAUUCCAUCAAAGAACCUCCAUGUAUCGAGGCCGGUUGUGAAUUUCUGCACCGCAGUUGUUAUAGAAGUUUUGGGUACUCUUACAAGCAUUCAGCCAAAUGUGUUAAACAUUGUUCUUUUGUUUGUUAAAACUGGACUUCAGCCUGGCACCAAGGGAAUUUCAGAUCAGAAGGCUGGUGCUUUGAUGAUUGUUGGUUUGUUAGCCAACAAAGUCAUAUUGAUACCUAAGCUUGUUAAGAGUUUGAUACGAUCUGUCUCUGAGAUUGCCAAAGAGGAUGCGGGGGAGUCAAAUGACAUGCAAUCAGUUCGACUCUCUCUUAUGGCUUUAAUCACCCUUGUUCAGUUACAAUCAGUUGACAUAUUUCCAAGAAAGGUAUUGGAUAUCUUGAUGGAGAUCAGGGAUUUAGCUGGUAUUCUGUUGGAUCUAUCCCGAGAGUUCAACAUCGAUAAAUUCCUUGCCAUCUUUUUGGAUUCCUUAGUUGAAUAUAGUUUCUCUAGUGACUUGUGCCAACAUGGUUUGAUCUCACUGAUUGAGACUGUUCCAUUGAGGCAUUUAAUGCAUAAUAUGGUGAUCAAGGUUUUAGCGAGCUGCUCUAAAAUUUCAGAGAAGAGUGACAAUCCCAUCUCUUCUAAUCCAGGUACUUGGGCAAAGAAGCUUUUAAUUGUUGUCAAUAAAGUUUAUCCUUCAGAACUUCGUUCUGCUGUUCAGAAGUUCUUUGAGGACGCCAAAUUACAACAUAAGAUAGGGCGUUCCCUAUAUGAGGUUGUGUGUAAUACUUUAGAUGGGGGUUGUGAUAUGUCAUUGCCUAUUUCAGAUUCGAAACUUUUGUUUUCUUUGCACCAUCCUAAGGCCGAGGUUCGUCGUGCUACUCUUUCGAGUUUGAGCAAGGCUGGAAAUUUGAAAUCUAAAACUGAUCAUUUAGAGAGUUUAGUGACUGUUCAAGAUGCCAUAUUGAAACUACUUUGGGAUGAUGACCUUACUGUUGUUCAGAAAGCUAUCAGUCUUGAUGGAAUCUCUGACAUUUUGAGUUCUUCCGAUCUUCUCAAAGCGUUUAAGGAUGUGUUUUUUAGAUGCAUUUGCAUUUUGGAAUCUGAUUCGUCAGCUAAUAGUAAUCUUGCUGCUGACAUAGCUUUUGAGUGCUUAAAAAGUUUGAAAGAAUAUUUCUACGAUCAUGUUGACUAUCUCCAGAUGUGUUUUUCUCUUACAUUUCCUUUACUUCUGGUUGCACCCAAGACUCAGAGAUUGAAUUUGAAGGCUUUGGAAUUGGCCAAGGAUAUCAAAUGGCCUUUUUACCAGAAUCUUGCUGGUGUCGACACAGAUGUGGCUUUGCAGCGUGGCAACAUUAGCUCAAUAAAUAUGGAAGUUGUCAAUAAUUUGGCAAAGUCAUUCUUGUUACACCCAGAGGAGUAUGCACCUUGGCUGAUUGAGAGUUGCAAAGCUUAUGAUUCUUCCAGAAUACUUUUCCUCCUUAUUGUGCUGCAAUCGACUGUCAUGCAAAAAGAUAGUAGCACCCAAUUUAUGGGCUUCUUUGAAGUUCUUUGCCCAGUUUUGAAGAUUGAAUGGGAUGUAUAUGAAUCUACUUAUGGUGCUUCUAUUGACAAGUUCAAAACAGAAAUGUUAGGUUGGGACUGCAAAAGGUUCCUGGAUCAGUUAGUCAAAGAGGACCACAAUGAAUUGAAUGCCAUUGCUCUAAUUUGCAUAUUUUGGAGAUUGUUAGAAGCAUAUGUUUUUUCAGUGAAUGCAGAUAUGACGAUGGAUAAGAAGGAAAAAUGGAUUUCCAUGUUCAGUGAUUUGUUUGUGUUCUUUGCAAACUCUCGAUUUAAGCAUGUCUUCAAGGAACAUCUCCAUUACCUUGUCAGAAGCUUCAAGAUAUCUCCUGUUCAUUUACUGUCUAGGUUUUUUACUGAUGAAGGUGUCCCUGCUUCGGUUCAAGUUGAGAGUCUACACUGUUUUUCUUAUCUUUGUUCUCAGUCAGAAGAAGGUUUGCACGUUCAACUUGUUGCUGAAUUUCCUUCAAUACUAGUCCCACUGGCCAGUGAUGACAAGGAUACCAGGAUUGUGGCCAUGAACUGCAUUGAGGGGCUGUUUUCAUUACUGGAUCAUGCCAACUUUUCUUCCAAGAAAAAUGGAAACAAUGCUACGUGGAAUCACUUUCUAGAUAAACUUCUGGGUCUCAUUAUUGAGCAAAAACGGCUCAUAUUGUCUGACAGAAAAUUUCUCCCUUCCCUUCUAGCAUCUUUGCUUGGUUCAUCCUCACACAGCUUUUUAGUUCCUCAGAGUAUUGAACAAAGGUUUGAUAAAGCUACAAAAGAGAUGAUUCUGGCUUUCAUUUUGGGUUAUGCUUUACAGCUUUCUGAUUAUGGGAAGCUGAGGAUUCUUUCUCUAUUCAAAUCAAUGGGAAAUGCUAUUCUAAAUGUUAAGGAAGUUGAAGCUCUGUUAUCUCUUCUUUUGGAAAGACGCAAUAGAUAUCAUCUUGCACUAGACAGAUCCAUUCAUAACUUGUCAUCCAUUGAAGUUUCCAUCUUAUGUCUUCUGCUUGAGUGUUGUGCUACACCAUCUUCUUUCGACUGGCACAUUUCUGAAGAUUAUUUGUUGAAGGCACUGCAAUUAAAUGGUAGCACUCCAACUGAAGAUGCAAUUAUACGUCCUCUUUUAGCUAUCUUGCAAAAGUUGAAUGAUCAAAUUUAUGGCAUGAUGAAGAAUGAAAUGCAGGAAUUUCUAUUUUCCAAAUUAGUUUUGCUAUUUCGAGAUGCCAACAAUAAUGUGCAAACUGCCACCCGAGAAGCCCUUAUGCGCAUACGUAUUACUUCCUCCACCAUCAGCCAGAUGCUGGGUUACAUGUUGAAAUGUGAAGGUUUUGUUGGCAGUGUGGUAGAUAGGAAGAAAAAGAGGUCUAUCGAGUACCAUACAUCCAGCUCGCCCUAUGAUACGAUUUGGAGAAAAGAGAACUCACUCUCUUUAUUAAGCUCUGUUCUUGAUAUUUUGCUCUUGAAGAAAGACAUAGCUAACAGGCAAUCCCUUAUAGGGCAACUGUUUAUGUUGCUUGGAAAAGUUUUUUCAGAGGAUUGGGUUAAUGCUACUCUUGCACUUGAUGAGCACUCAAACCAUGCAGUAUCUGGCGUUUCUCAGGGCACGUCUGGUGUAAUAGGCUACAUAAGGCAGACAAUCUUAAUAAUUCUUGAAGAUAUAUGUUCAUCAGCAGUGACUGCUACCUCAAAAAAGGUUCAGUGGAGAAAAGAAAUUGAUAUCAAAUUGUUGGUUGAUUGUGCUCAUUUAUCUAAGGAUGGAGUUACCCGUAACCAUGUGUACUCAUUAAUUUCCUUUGUGUCAAAAGUUAUCCCGGAAAAACUUGUGGAGCAUAUGUUGGAUAUUCUUUCUCUCAUUGGCGAAUCUGCUGUCAGACAGGUUGAUAUCCAUUCAGAGCGUGUACUUGAGGAUCUAAUUGCUGCUGUUGUUCCAUGUUGGCUGUCAAAAACUGAGAACAUGGAUAAAUUGCUUCAGACUUUCAUUAGCAUACUGCCUGAGAUUGUCGAAGAUAGAAUGGUAAAAAUAUUCCAAUACUUAUUAAGGAUUGUGGGGGAAUGGGAUGGCUUGGCUGCGGUGCUUUUGUGUCUUUUUCAGUCACUGGUUUCGAAAUUACCUUCCUUUGAAGAUUUGCACGGUCUGGAUGGUUUCAUGUCCAUUGUACACAGGGAAAGGGAGUAUGGGUUUGCAUUGCAUAUUUGUGAGAAGUAUUCAUGUGCAACUUGGCUUCAUGCUCUUGCUUCGAUGUUUAAGCACAUUGGUCUAGAUAACUUUUGUGUGGAAUCACUAAAGAAGUUACUUCUGGCAACAAAAUUUUGUUUAGACAAAUUACAAGGUCCAGAAUUUGCUUUUGGAUUAGCAUCACCUGAAAACUCGGAUGACAUACAGAAUAUCCUUGGAGAUCUACUGGAGGAGGUUGUUUUCCUAGUCCAACUUGUUGAUACAAGAAGCCAGGAAAUUGGUAUACCUGUGGCUAUCAUGAAGCAAAUAAAGGAGCAUUUGAACGCUAUUUUGAGAAAUGCCACUAGGGUUAUGAAUCCUUCAGCCUUCUUUAGAAGCACCAUUAAUUUGCUUGGCCAUAAUAAUAGAAAUGUUGGGAAAAAGGCUCUCAGCCUUUUAUGUGAAACAGUUAAAGGACACAGUAGGGUGAAGUCAAAGAAGGGGGCAAAGAAAGAGAAACUUUCGGGAAGUCCCUGGCUUCACCUGGAUGAUGAUUUUCUCAAAUUAUUUGACAGUAUAUCUUUGAGAAUUAUUCACUUAAUUGAUGAUUCUACUGAUGCUUCUGAUACUUCUCUUAAAGUAGCCGCAAUUUCAGCUAUAGAAAUUCUUGCCAAUGCAUUUUCUUCUUACCAUUCAGUUAUCAGUGUUUGGCUAGCGUCAAUUGUAAAAUAUAUUACUUCAAACAACUUACCUCUGUCUUCUAGCUGCCUUCGAACAUGCAGCACACUGAUCUAUGUACUAGGGCCAAGGUCAUUGAGUGAGUUACCUAGUAUAAUGGGGAAGGUGAUAAAUGUGUCUCGUAGUUGUGUAGUUGAGAAUACAAGAUGCAGUUCUGAAAUGUCAGUCCAGUCAUCAGAUUUGAAGGAAUCUAUUAUGCUUUCUGUUGCUGUCACUUUGGAGGCUGUUGUGGAGAAGCUCGGUGGAUUUCUAAAUCCUUAUCUUGGAGAUAUUUUAGAACUUUUGGUGCUUCAUCCUAACUUAGUAUGGGGAUCAGAUUUAAAGUUGAAGCUGAAAGCUGACUCAAUACGGAAACUUCUGACAGAGAAAAUUCCUGUUCGUCUCGUUUUGCCACCUUUGUUGAAAUUUUUUACUCGUGCUGUUGAAUCUGGAGAUUCAAGUGUGAUCAUCACCUUCGACUUGCUAGCAAACAUUGUUGGAAAAAUGGAUAGGCCAUCUGUUGCUGCUUACCACACACAGAUUUUUGACCUGUGCUUGCAGGCGCUUGAUUUACGUCGCCAGCACCCUGUUUCUGUCACAAACGUUGAUGCUGCAGAAAAUAGUGUUAUUGGUGCACUGAGUUUGCUGACACUUAAACUUACUGAAAGCAUGUUUAAGCCUUUAUUCAUUAGAAGUGUUGAGUGGGCAGAUUCGGAUUUAGAAGAUGGUGCAAGGGCUGGAAGCACAAGCAUUGACAGGGCUAUAUCUUUCUAUGGCCUAGUAAAUAAACUUGCUGAGAAACAUCGGUCACUUUUCGUUCCCUACUUCAAGCACUUGCUAGAUGGAUGCGUCCGCCACCUUACAAAUUCAGGAGAUGCAAGAUAUACUGGUUCAAUACAAAAAAGAAAGAAGGCUAAGGUGCACGUGAGUAGUGAUAGCAAAGAAGAAACUGGAGUGGUAUCACUUAAAAGCUGGCAUUUAAGAGCGUUGAUCCUAUCAUCAUUGCACAAGUGCUUUCUCCAUGAUACUGGGAGUUCGAAAUUCCUUGACUCUUCAAAUUUCCAGGUUCUGCUCAAACCCGUAGUUGCACAGUUGGUGUCUGAGCCACCAGAAAUGCUUGACGCAGACACAAAUGUUCCAUCUGUAAACGAGGUUGAUGAUGUUCUGGUGAUUUGCAUUGGUCAAAUGGCUGUGGCUGCUGGGAGUGACACGUUAUGGAAACACUUGAAUCAUGAGGUAUUGAUGCAAACCAGAAGCGAUAAAGUUCGUACACGAAUUUUGGGUCUAAGAAUCGUCAAGUACCUUCUGGAGAAUUUGAAGGAAGAAUAUUUAGUACUUCUACCCGAAACCAUCCCCUUCCUCGGCGAGUUGCUUGAAGAUGUGGAGCUCUCUGUUAAAUCUCUUGCACAAGAUAUUCUCAAGGAAAUGGAGUCUAUGAGUGGUGAAAGCCUUCGGCAGUACCUAUAAGACUUCGUAUGGGAGUUCAAUGCUUUUUUUUCUUUAAUCAUCAGAGUGAAUUACCAUUAAAUGCUUCAACUGAAGACUAUUUAUUGAGGUAGUGUUUUUGUUAACUCUUAGCUUUUGCUUGUGUUUAAACGGUUUAGAAUAUAGGAAAAGCAGUUAGUUGUGAGGUCAAAUUUUGUAUAAUUGCCUAGAAUGGAGUAGUAUAUUCUUUCUCAAGUAAUUGUGUAACAUAUCUGGUGUAUAUCCAUACAUCACGUAUAAUGUAAGUGAUUAUUACGAAGGAAAUUCUGAAAAUGAAAUUUUGGGCUUUUAACUUGCA
Benincasa hispida (wax gourd) is the source of this 6775-nucleotide messenger RNA. RefSeq names its product ARM repeat superfamily protein. Gene Ontology annotation, molecular function: snoRNA binding. Gene Ontology annotation, cellular component: 90S preribosome; small-subunit processome; t-UTP complex. NCBI's taxonomy places the organism in Eukaryota, Viridiplantae, Streptophyta, Magnoliopsida, Cucurbitales, Cucurbitaceae. The record is from RefSeq and is a predicted model, not a curated record. Gene Ontology annotation, biological process: positive regulation of transcription by RNA polymerase I; maturation of SSU-rRNA from tricistronic rRNA transcript (SSU-rRNA, 5.8S rRNA, LSU-rRNA).